AUGAAAUGGCGUGAAAGGGGAGAACUAGGUGCCGACAACGUGAAGUGCCUAUUUGAGUUUGAGCAGGAUUGUGGCAGUAUGGUCUGAUUUGCUGGGUAUUAUGCAGCUGAAUAGAACAUUUUUUUCUGGUAAAGCUAAAACGGAGACAGCCUGCAAAAUUACACAAGGUAUGAAACCCAGUGCUAUAAAUAAUUAAUUAAAACCUAAACCAGAUCAAACAAAAUAAGCUUCUCUAUUCAACAUAUAGCUAGCGUAUGUGUUGAAAUAUUUCCCCUGCUUGAAGGGCUUCUGGAGAAAUUACCAUAUAUACUCGAGUAUAAGACGAGUUAUUCGGCACAUUUUUUGCCAACAAACGGGGACUUGUGGAGAAGGGCACGAGACGCAACUGGCCCAAACAUGGCGUGCUUCACGGAGGCUGCUCAGACUUCUCUGACGAUCUUUCCGGAGAAGAGUACCUACCAGCUCCCAUCCCGCGGCGACCAACACAGUCAAGCGAGACAGACGUGGACUCAGCGCCGGUCACCACAGCGGUCUUAAAACGACUGCUCACUGACCUACAAAACAAUAUACUUCAAGAUGUCACUUCCCUAUGGGGCGACCUUAAGGGGUUGACAGGCCACAUAAGCACGCUAGAAAGCGCAUCCACUACCAACUCCCAGGACAUUGGCGACCUCCACAAAGCCGUAAACGACCUGAAAUUCAAACAACAGAAACUCGACCAACGCUUAGCAGACCAAGAGGACACAAAGAGGCAGAACAACUUAAAGGUUAGAGGGAUCGCUGAAACGAUAACCGAAGCUGAAUUGCCACAAGUCAUUACACAUCUGCUCACAAAUAUAUUGGCACCCACACAAGCCAAACAUAUUAUCCUGGACAAUCUCUUCAGGAUUCCCAAAAGCGCCAACCUCAGCUACAAGAGACGUGAUAGUCACCUUCUGCAAAAGCCAAGAUAA
Pelobates cultripes (western spadefoot toad) is the source of this 953-nucleotide messenger RNA. NCBI's taxonomy places the organism in Eukaryota, Metazoa, Chordata, Amphibia, Anura, Pelobatidae. The record is from the annotation of a GenBank genome assembly.